Molecule: messenger RNA, 874 nt
Organism: Brassica napus (rape)
Lineage: Eukaryota; Viridiplantae; Streptophyta; Magnoliopsida; Brassicales; Brassicaceae
Exons: 3
Coding region: 47-634 (195 amino acids)
Biological process (GO): regulation of gene expression
Cellular component (GO): peroxisome
Molecular function (GO): RNA nuclease activity
Source: RefSeq, a predicted model, not a curated record
GAUAAAUAGACAACGACGGGAGGCACAAACCCUGAGCGAACCCUAGAUGGACGAAAGCAAGCCUUUUCCGCAGUCUUUCAACAUGGUUGUGGACGAAGGCACAUCCGAUCCGCGAUAUACCGAAAUGAUUUCUAAUCCGCAGUUUACCUGCAAACCCGUGCCUACGCCGGUAGUAAUAUUCGAAAACGCUAAGACAUCUGUCUUUUGGGACAUUGCUGAUUACCCUAUUCCUAUUGGUGCCGAUCCUGUAUUGUUUUGUAACCGUAUGAAAGACGCUCUUGUCAACAAGGGUUAUAAAGGGGAGUUGUCAAUCUAUGUUUACGUUGAUACUGGUGAAUUGCUACCUAAAUGUCUGGAGACCUUUGUCGAAUUCGAUUUCUUGCCCAAAGGUGAUGACUAUGCCAGAAUUUCUUCGAUGUUAGUGGACAUUUCUUUUUGGGCACUGUCAUAUCCUUACUCAAAUAUUAUUGUCCUCUCCAAAAAAAUCGUAAGAGACACGAUUUUGUCUUUCGAAAGCUUGUAUAAUACACAUGGUCUUCUCUUAUCCAAAACUGAACCGCAUUGGCUGGUUCCUAGUGAAAGUUCAGCCUUGUUUCUGGCAAGCCUUUUUAAAGACCAACCGGAGGCCAGCUGACAAGCUCUCAAACGUGUUCUGCCAAUUAGUUGAAGCCGAGGCCAGGUGCUCCUCUUUGACCUGGAACCCGUGUAUAGAAUUCCCAAAACUGCUUUGUCUUGUUUUGUUAAACUGCUUUGUUAAACUGCUUUGUCUUGCUUUGUUGAACUGCUUCCCGUUUCUUUAAUAUGCUUCCGCUUUCGUUAAAUUGCAAAUGACAAAUUACAAUGGUUAAAAGCUAUUGGAACAUUCUAGUCGCCA